GUCCUAAAAUGAAGGCAACAGUUGGAAUAGGACUUGCCAUAUUUUGUUCUGAAUUCCUAAUGCAGGUUUUGUCAAUAGCUGUUAAUGAUAGAAGUCAUAAGUACAUUGAAAUGAUACAGCCGAAUGAACAGGACGACACGGCAACUACCGAUACAGGAAAUGGACUGUUUCUCAUGAUAUAUAAUAAAACAUUCAGAAGAAGAAAACCUUUUGCAAACGCAGUAAAGAUUGAAGUUAUGAGUGCAGUUUAUUCUGUGAUAUCAGUCAUUGUACUAAUGAUUGAAAUAACGUUCAUUGUACUGAACGCCGUGUAUGGGCUUUCACACGUGAUAGACAGAAAAUGGAUAACAGAAGGUCUAAGUAACCAGUAUAUAACGUCUUCAAUAGACCUUGAAUCGUUUUACAAGUUCCUGUCUAUAGGUUCAAUUGUAAUUGUUCCUAUUAUUUCGAUCAACCGACUCGUUGGACUAAUAGCAAUCUCAACAAAACAGACGAAAAUACUCUAUAUCAAUUUUAUACUGACGAUAGUAGCUUCCAUUGUGACCUUUAUAUUUGUAAUUCUGACCUCGGUCCUCCUCUCUGGUGAAAACAGUUGUACCUAUACUAUCAAUAGUAGUAAGCAUUCGUGCCCGGAAAUGAAUUACAUAGUAGGAGUACUACUCAGUGUACUGAUUAUUGAAUUGUUAAUGCAGAUAACUCAUGCAGUAUUGUCAGCAAAAGUCAAAGAUCAACUUAAAGCAAGAAUAAUGGAUAGUUCAAACCCUUUACCUGAAUCAAAAAAAAUAUUCCAUCGGCCAAGCCAUGUCCCGGGCUCAGACACUGAAAUUGAUCCUGAUGACUUAGAAAAGUUUAAUAGUUAAGAGACAUACUAUGCUGAAUUAUUUUGUUUUAUUAUUCUUUUAUGUCGCAUAUGUUUUAUUAUAGAUUUUGUAUAUUACAAAAAAAAAUUCUUGUAGGUUGUCGAUCUUUUACUGGUCUGAAUUCAGCUUACUCGUUUUUAGUGAUAUAUCUGUAUUUCAGCGUUUUGAUUUUCAGUUUUGUACUGUUGAUAUUAGAGAGAAGUAGGUCUUUGCACUUCGACUUCUUCUUAACUUUGUGUUAUGAUUUAAUUGUUUGUAGCUUUUCAAUAUGAUUCAUAAUAACAAUCUGAAUUUGAGAAAUAUAUGUUUUCGUGAGUAUAUUUUCCAAAUGUUGUUAAUCGACUGCAUAUAAGAAGUUUGUAAUUCGUGAAUCCAUUUCUUCCGAAUCUACAUGACUACUAGUACCUGAAAUUUUAUUGUUUGUACUCCAAAAGGAAUAUGAUUUUGAUUAAUUGGU
Molecule: messenger RNA, 1317 nt
Organism: Mytilus trossulus (common blue mussel)
Lineage: Eukaryota; Metazoa; Mollusca; Bivalvia; Mytilida; Mytilidae
Exons: 8
Coding region: 9-860 (283 amino acids)
Source: RefSeq, a predicted model, not a curated record